Vigna umbellata (rice bean) is the source of this 306-nucleotide messenger RNA. RefSeq names its product 2-oxoglutarate (2OG) and Fe(II)-dependent oxygenase superfamily protein. Lineage: Eukaryota; Viridiplantae; Streptophyta; Magnoliopsida; Fabales; Fabaceae. Gene Ontology annotation, biological process: DNA damage response; fatty acid metabolic process. Gene Ontology annotation, cellular component: mitochondrial matrix. The record is from RefSeq and is a predicted model, not a curated record.
AUGAUCGCCAACGUCUACCAGCCCGGCGAAGGCAUCUGCGCCCACGUCGACCUCCUCCGCUUCGACGACGGCAUCGCCAUCCUCUCCCUCGAGUCCGACUGCGUCAUGCACUUCACCAACGCCUCCCUCUCCGUUCCCGUUCUCCUCACCCCUGGCUCAUUGAUCCUCAUGUCCGGAGAAGCACGCUACCAUUGGAAACACGAAAUUAAUCGCUCACCGGAGUUUCAGAUAUGGCAGGGUCGACAGUUGACUCAAUCCAAACGCACCUCUAUCACUCUCAGGAAACUCUCUCCCUCCACUCCCUGA